UUCUCUGGGUUGAACAAAGCCUCCUGAGAUCAGACCUAACCUUGACGGCAGUGGGUGCAGCCCAGCAGCCCUGGAAGAUCAGCUACCCAAAGGGGAGCAUGUGCUGUUGCGAAUAUGGAUACAAUUCUCUUCUUUAGCCUGAUUUUUGCAGCCUAUGAUGCCAGUCAGAAAGACCUCAAAGGCAGUAGCUGUCAAGUAGAGCAACUUCCUGGACUAUUUCCAAGGGACAUGAGAAGCAUCAAAGUGCUGCUGAUGCAAGAAGCCCAGGAAAAAGCCAAAAGGGAAGCACCAGGCCAAAACCAGACAGUGGCCACCCUGCAAUGCCUUGGCUCAGGGAGCAAAGUGACAAUAAAUCUCCAGGAUUCAGAGAAAAGGCCAAAGGCCAGAUAUACCUUGAAAAGCCUGAGUGUCAUCAGUGCUCCACUCCGGGACAAGCUCACCGGACCACGCUGCUACUUAUCGACAGCACCCAAACUGUGGUUCCAGGCUGGACACCAUCUUACCGCCCAAGUGUUAUUACCCAGUAUCUCCAACUGUAAGCUCUACCUUGUGUUUGAGGCCUCAUCGAAGAGAUCGUCACCAACCGCCACCAUCGCUACCACUGCAGAGGACAGUGAAGAGGAGAUGACGCCUAUUACUGACACAGAUGAGUACCUUCUUCUGAGGAAGAGAUGGAGCGUUGUGGUCAAAGCCCUCAUUGCCGUCAUCCUGCUGACGAGUGGACUAGCCAUAAUUGUGUUUGUCAUUUUCGAAGUCCCCUGCCCACCUGCAUGCCGUAGGGCAGGGAACUUGUGCCGUUGUCAACAGUGGAGAAGACAGAAGGAAGAUGGCAUCGGUGGAGGGCCCCAGCCUGGGGCAACUGAAGGCCCAAUAACAGGAAAGCCUGACAAGGUUGGACCCAGGACAGAGGCUCCCAACUCAUCUUCUCCCAAAAAGCCAUCUGAGAUCAUUUUUAUUCACCAGACAUACUUCUGAAAAACUCUUUUUCUAGGCACAGACAGAUGACUGUUCCACACUGCCUUCUACACUGAACAUCAGUGGUCAAAAUCAGGUUCCAUAUUCCUAUUCUGUUUUUCCCCAUCAUUCACAUGAGACAGAAGUUUCUUAUACAGCUUAUGCACUGCCAGAUGAUAUUAAAAUCAAACUUCAAACAGCAGUGAAGAGUUUGAGUUUAGGACUCAAAGUGACCUUUGCGCAGCCACAGACUUAGCUUAUGUGAUUCAGUUUGUGCAUCUAUUAAAUAGCUAUCCAUCAACACACCUCUAAUGGAAAUCAUGGACAGAUGGGGCUAUCCUUUGAUGGUGGCUUAUCAGUGCCAAGAUCAGUCAUUACUGUUUACUUUAUUUCUUCUUAAAAAGUUUUAUUGAUGCCCUACAGCUUCA
Messenger RNA from Phascolarctos cinereus (koala), 1382 nucleotides. The record is from RefSeq and is a predicted model, not a curated record. NCBI's taxonomy places the organism in Eukaryota, Metazoa, Chordata, Mammalia, Diprotodontia, Phascolarctidae.